This is a messenger RNA of Tetranychus urticae (two-spotted spider mite), 1029 nucleotides long. Its product is annotated as protein YIPF6. The record is from RefSeq and is a predicted model, not a curated record. Gene Ontology annotation, cellular component: membrane; trans-Golgi network. Gene Ontology annotation, biological process: endoplasmic reticulum to Golgi vesicle-mediated transport. Lineage: Eukaryota; Metazoa; Arthropoda; Arachnida; Trombidiformes; Tetranychidae.
GGCCUGGUUUUUACACCAUAAUACCAGAAAACAGGUGUACUUAAUCAGUAUUACUGAUGAUGUUAAUGUUUUUGGUCUAAGAUCAUCAUCAUCAAUGUAAAUUAUGAAAAUGUUUAUCUAUUGACAACAACAUUUUCUUUCAAUCAGAUUUUUAACAUAUUUAUUUCUGUGGAUUGGUUUCUCAUAUUGAUGUCCAGUUUGGUGUCACAAAAUUUAUACAAUAAUAGUGAUUUGUUUCUCGAUUGGAUUGUCACCAGAUCAACUCAGUUAUCUUCCUCUCCAUCUUCAACAAUCGACAAAAUGAAUGAACAAGAUAUCAAUUUGUUGGAAGGUGAUAUGAUCAGUAAAGACGGUUUCUCUACUGGAAUUGAUCAAGCAUCUUUUGAUACACUUGACGAGCCUGUCAGUGUGACACUUUUAAGAGAUUUAAAAAGUGUUGCUUCCAAAAUGAAAUACAUUUUAUUUCCCAUUUCGCCAACUGAGAUUCGUAAACAUUUUCUUCGUGAUUGGGAUCUUUGGGGUCCUCUUCUUCUUUGUACUUUUAUGGCUCUUUUCCUUCACCAUUAUAAUCACGAUGAUGAUGUCAAAAAAUCAGGUCCCCAAUUGUCAGAGUUAUUUGGCUUAAUCUGGUUUGGUUCCUACAUUGUCAGUAUUAAUUUUAAAAUGUUAGCGGUAUCACCUAACCCUCGUCGAAGAAUGAGUUCAGCAAAGACCAUCUGUCCAUCUACAUUUCAGCUUUUAUGUGUUUUUGGUUAUUGUUUAUCUCCGCCUUGUGUUGGAUUAUUGUUUUUAAAUGUUGUAAAGCUUAUAUUCGAUAGUCAUACAUUAUUUAUAAUUAAAUUGGUGAUUGGAUUUACAAUUUGCUUUUUAUGGCCAACUCUAUCAUGUUACAAGAUAUUGAGCCGAUUCCAAGAUAAAGAUAAAAUUGUUCUCGCAUUUUAUCCAAUCGCUUUAUUCUAUUUUGUAGUGAGCUGGAUAAUAAUCACUUCACAUUAAUAAAACAAUAAAUUAUUGCAAUUGUUUCUCAAA